Molecule: messenger RNA, 3105 nt
Organism: Mesocricetus auratus (golden hamster)
Lineage: Eukaryota; Metazoa; Chordata; Mammalia; Rodentia; Cricetidae
Gene: Cep112
Product: centrosomal protein 112
Source: RefSeq, a predicted model, not a curated record
CUGCUCCAGGGGGCGGGACAGGCGAGCUCGGUAGUCCCGCCCCCGGGUUAUGCUGGACGCCGGCGACCCAUCGGCCCGCAAGGAUUUGAAACCGUUUGGCUGUGGCGGCGGGGCGGCGGCGGCCGAGUGGACGGCUUGCUUGUGGGGGCUCCAGGACGGAUUGUGGAAAUGGAGACUGAAGAAGAGCAAUGGGAGAAGCUGGAUGCAGAAUUUGAUCACUUUGUGGUAGAUAUGAAGCCCUUUGUGCUAAAGUUACCCCACAGGUCAGAACGGCAGAGAUGUGCUCUGUGGAUCAGAAAGCUGUGUGAGCCCUCAGGAACAGGUGCAGGACUCGUGGGUAGGAAGAAUCGGAACCUGUAUGCGAAACUGUUACUGCAUAUGCUUAGGCGAGGAGUACUCGAAGGCCCUUUUACACACCGUCCUGAGCCAGGAACACUAAAAACAUUACCAUCAUAUAUGUCCAUCUAUUUUGAUGAACCAAAUGCAGCACGACCAAAAGGUUCAAGUCCAGAGAAGCUACCCGACUGGGUAAUGGGUGAGCUGGAGACAGGAGAAAACAAAUUAAGUGAAUCAUGGCAGUUCUCUUCUGGGGAAGACAACACGGUGGUACUGUCGGCAAGUGAUGUCCACAGUAGAGAACAGUACACUGGGAAGCUUCGGAUGAGGUCCCAUUCCAUGAGUCCAACUUAUAAAGAAGACAGACAACAUAUUGCUUCAAAGAUCUGUGAAGUUCAUUCAAAACAGUCUCCUAUUUCUUUGGAUGACAGUGACAUUGAAGCUCGCCUGAAUAGUUGGAAUCUUGGGAUAGAAAAUCCUCGAUACCUGAGACAGAAGCCUCUCCCAGUUUCUCUGUUGGACAUGAAAACAAAAAUGAUGGAAGCAAAAUUUUAUGAAGAAAAACUUAAGCUGCAACAGAAACAUGAUGCUGAUGUGCAGAAGAUUUUAGAAAGAAAGAAUAAUGAACUAGAAGAUUUGAAAAUCUUAUAUAGAAAGAAACAAGCUGAAACUGAGGAAACUAUAAGAAAACUUGAAAAGAAAGUUCAGAUCCUUAUACGUGACUGUCAAGUUAUCAGAGAAACGAAAGAAAACCAGAUAACAGAACUGAAGAAGAUGUGUGAGCAAAGCGCAGAGUCCCUGAAUAACGAUUGGGAAAAAAAGCUUCACAAUGCUGUAGCAGAAAUGGAAAAGGAAAAAUUUGAGCUUCAAAAGCGACAUACUGAGACUAUUCAGGAGCUGCUGGAGGAUACAAACGUGCGCCUGAAUAAAAUGGAGGGUGACUACAUGGUGCAGACACAGUCCACAAACCACAUGAUCAAAGAACUGGAGGGCCGUGUACAGCAACUGACGGGGGAAGCAGAGAACAGCAACUUACAAAGGCAGAAAUUGAUUCAAGAAAAACUGGAGCUUGAGAGAUGUUACCAGAUGACCUGUAGUGAAUUACAGGAACUAAAGACCAGGCGUAACAUACUACAUAAGGAGAAAGAACAUCUUGCAAAUGAUUAUGAGCAAAAUGUGAAAUUAUUAAAAACCAAAUACGAUUCCGACAUAAAUCUCCUAAAACAAGAGCACGCGCUCUCUGCUUCUAAGACAUCUGGUGUGAUUGAAGAGUUAGAACAGAACAUCUGUCAAUUGAAACAGCAGGUCCAGGAGUCAGAACUCCAGAGGAAACAGCAAGCAAAAGAACAAGAAAAUAAGUUUCAAAUGGAGAGGAAUCAUUUAAAACACACCUAUGAAAAAAAGGUUAAUGAACUGCAGAAUGAACUUGAUAAGGAAAAAGAAGCUACUCAGAGGAAGAUCCAUAAAUUUGAGGAAGCUCUGAAGGAGAAGGAGGAGCAGCUCAGCCGCGUGACUGAGGUUCAGAGGUCACAGGCCCAGCAGGCAGAUGCUGCCCUGGAGGAGUUUAAGAGGCAGGUAGAGAUGAACUCUGAGAAGAUUUAUGCUGAGAUGAAAGCGCAGAUGGAAAAGGUGGAGGCAGACCUAACUAGAUCCAAGUCUCUUCGUGAGAAGCAGUCCAAGGAGUUCCUUUGGCAGCUAGAAGACGUCAAGCAGAGAUAUGAACAGCAGAUAGUAGAGCUGAAGCUGGAGCAUGAACAGGAGAAGACGCACCUAUUACAGCAGCAUAACGCAGAGAAGGAUAGCCUAGUCCGAGACCAUGAACGGGAAAUUGAAAACCUGGAGAAACAGCUUCGCGCUGCCAAUAUGGAGCACGAAAAUCAAAUUCAAGAGUCCAAGAAACGAGAUGCACAGAUUAUUGCUGAUAUGGAGACCCAGGUUCAUAAGUUGAGGGAAGAACUAAUUAACGUGAACUCUCAGAGGAAACAACAGCUGGUAGAACUUGGUCUUCUUCGAGAAGAAGAAAAGCAGAGGGCUGCGAGGGACCACGAGACCACCAUCAACAAGUUGAAGGCUGAGUCCGAAAGGGUGAAAAUGGAGCUGAAAAAGACGCACGCUGCCGAGACUGAGAUGACCCUGGAGAAGGCCAACAGCAGACUGAAGCAGAUCGAGAAGGAAUACACUCAGAAGCUUGCCAAAUCUUCCCAGAUCAUAGCAGAGCUUCAGACAACCAUUUCCUCCCUGAAAGAGGAGAGCAGUCGGCAGCAACUUGCUGCAGAAAGGCGGCUCCAGGACGUUAUUCAAAAGUUUGAAGAUGAGAAGCAGCAGCUGAUUAGAGAUAAUGACCAAGCAAUCAAGGCUUUACAGGAUGAACUAGAAACCCGCUCUAAUCAGGUGCGAAAUGCAGAGAAGAAGUUACAACACAAAGAACUGGAGGCACAGGAACAGAUAACGUACAUACGACAAGAAUAUGAAACAAAAUUCAAAGGGUUAAUGCCAGCAUCUCUAAGACAAGAACUUGAAGACACCAUUUCCUCCCUAAAGUCACAGGUCAACUUUCUACAAAAGAGGGCAUCCAUCCUUCAAGAAGAGCUGACCACCUACCAAGGCAGAAGGUAACUGCGUGGGAGAGCAUGACGGGUGAGAUUGUCUGGGCUUCAGUGUGAGCUUCAUCCAGCAGGUUUGAAGAUUUGGAUAUUGUGAACUGUGAGAUCAGUGGCUUUUUUUUUAAUGCUUAAGUGUAAUUAAGAUCAUAAAAACAUGCAUCAUCCA